AUGCCCUCUCACCCAUUGCACGCUGCCACCACCGUAGUGCCUCGCGAGCGCCGGGCCUCGUUCUCGGGUUCCACUGCUGCUACCCCAGCCGCAGCAGCCGCUGCUGCAGCUGCUGCUACUCGCAACCUCAAGCGGCCUGGCCACUUGCCCAAAGCUGCCCCUUCCAAGUCAGGCUUUGCCGGCAAGGGUGGCUGGGGCUCCAUCUCGGACCAAAUUCAAAUCGGGCGUGCCGCAUCAGAGCGCAGCCUUGGCAAAGCUGCCGACGAUGACAUGCCCCCGGGCUCCCCUCUCGAGGACCCCACCCUCGAGGUUUUUGAUGCCCGUUGCUCGGACAACGAUCUGCGUCAUCUCGUCUUGCCCCUCCUUCGCGAGUACCGCGAUCACUGCGACCUGGAAGACCUUGAACACAUGCUCCGAAAGAUCAACUUUGAUGACAACCAAAAUCGUGUGCUUGAAAUGGCCAUUGACCUCGCGCUGGAUUGCCACAACUCGGUCCGGGAGAGCUACUCGCAACUCCUGGCCGAGCUGCAGGUCCGAAACCUCAUCCCAGAGGCCUACUUUGAGCGCGCCUACAACACGCUGAUCGAUCGACUCCCGGAUCUGAUGCUCGAUGUUCCCGAUGCCAUUGACGCCCUCGCCAAGUUUAUGGCCCGCUCCGUCAGCGAUGACUGCCUUCCACCGGCCUUCAUCCUGAACCACCCCUUGGCUCAUGCCCGCACUCGCAGUCGUCAAGCCUCCGCCUCACAAAGCACGGACGCCAGUGGCAGCGAAGCCUCCUCCCCCUUGCCCAAGGCCACCCCUGCCCACUACCUCCUUCGCCGUGCCCGUAACCUCAUCUCCACCCCUCAUGAACGCAGCCGCCUGGACCAGAUUUGGGGCGUGCAAGGCCCUCAGACCCCCGUCGCCAAGUUGCGCGAGAGCCUCGACAUGCUCAUUGAAGAGUUUGUCCUGGCCCAGGACUUGGCCGAGGCUGAGCGUUGCCUCAAGGAUCUGGAUUCCCCCCAUUUCCACCACGAAUUUGUCUACAAAGUACUCGUGCGUAUCAUGGAGCACGGCGCUGAUGAAGAUCAGGUUCAGAUCCUCACCAAGCUCUUGGAGUACUGCAUCAUCUCCAACCACGUCUCUGAGGAACAAUGCCACGCUGGACUGCGCCGCAUCUACGCCGAGCUCAGCGAAUUGGAGGUGGACAUUCCCCGCGCCCACAUCUAUCUCACCGAUGCGCUCAAUGAUCUCCUUGACGCUGGCUGCAUCGAUGAGCAGAUUCGUUUCGAGAUGCCGCCAACGUCCAAUCGCCGCCGCUUCUAUUCCGAGAAUGAUGCAGCCGCCCAUCGCCUUGGACGCAAGUGA
Molecule: messenger RNA, 1347 nt
Organism: Monosiga brevicollis MX1
Lineage: Eukaryota; Choanoflagellata; Craspedida; Salpingoecidae
Exons: 2
Coding region: 1-1347 (448 amino acids)
Biological process (GO): negative regulation of DNA-templated transcription
Cellular component (GO): nucleus; cytosol
Source: RefSeq, a predicted model, not a curated record